CAAGAAUGGAACCAGCGUGCUCCGGGACUUCUUCCUCGUUCCCAGCACGGCGGACAAGUUGGGGGUGUUGUUUUCGUGUAUAUAAAGCUUUCAGCUAGUGCAGAUUCUGCUAGUCGCACUCACCGGAAAAGUAGAUACAAUUGAAUUAUUUCCUCCUCUCCUGUUGUGGAACAUUACCCAGGAAGGUGUUAUCCUACAGAAUGUACGAUUCGCUGGCAGAAGGACAUGAGUAAAUCCUGAUUAGUGGCUUCGCGGUGUGCAUUGUUUUAUUGUGUAAUAAUUGUUGGGAACAGUCUAUUCGGCUGAAGAAAUUAAGGAAGUUGCAAUCGUUGAUUUGCCGGCAAAAGUUUGCAUUGUGUUUGGAGUAUUAGUGGUUAUCGUUUAAGUGAUGAAAUUGACGAGUUAGAAGGUGAUUCUUGGGAACAGUGACUUCAUGAUUAAAUAUUAAAAGCGUUAUACAUUUCAACUAUGGAUCCAACGGAGGAACCACUCCCCUCUCUAGACAAAGAAAACCAUCAACUUGGCUGUGAAUCAACAAAAAUAUGCAAAAGAAUAAGAAUCUUCAAACAACGCCUUAAAAAUGUCGUUACGGAAUUCACAGGACAUGACAGUGAAAAUUUUAGUACCUUUGAAAAUUUUACGAAAUGGAUGCAUAAGCCGACGGAUGCUGCGGCGUUAGGAAUUUUUAGGAUGCUUUACGGCUUUUGCAUGUUAGUAGAUAUUCCAGAAGAACGUGGUGGUGGAAACCUAGAUUUACGGUUUGGCGAACCAAAGCAUUGCCACUUUCCGCUCUUCAACUUCAUUAAGCCAUUCCCAUUGCCAUUUAUGGGUAUUGCUUACUUUGUAAUGUGGCUGGGAGCGCUUGGAAUCAUGUUGGGAUACAAAUUUCGAAGGUCGUGCUUAAUGUUUUUGAUUCCUUAUGCAUAUGUAUUCCUAUUAGAUAAGCCAGCGUGGAAUAAUCACAGCUACUUAUAUGGACUUUGUGCUUUAUUAUUACUUUUCACAGAUGCCAAUAGAUAUUGUUCCCUAGAUUGUCGUAAGCUACCUCAAGCCGAACAAAAGGUUCCGUACUGGAACUAUUUCCUUAUAAAGUUCCAGUUCUUCUUAUUAUACUUUUACGCUGGCUUGAAAAAGAUGACCUUCGAAUGGCUGUCGGGAUACGCAAUGACCAAUCUUGGCUACCAUUGGGUAUUUACUCCAUUCCGGCUAUUUUUGAGUGUGGAAUUGAUUGAGCUACUUAUAAUUCAUUGGUUCACUGCUGUUUUCGAUUUGACUAUAGCUUUUUGGCUCACCUACGAAAAGACUCGUUUGGCAGCUACACCGUUUGUAAUAAGUUUUCAUCUGAUGAAUUCAAGGCUUUUUACAAUAGGCAUGUUCCCUUGGUUGUGUUUAUGUGAAUUGCACUUGUUUUAUAAUCUGAGCUGGCCCCGAGAAAUUCGUACCAGGCUGAAGUCCCUAUUAGCCACGCAAGAACAACGAAAAGAAACAGAUUCAAAAUCAAGUGCAGUUACUAACACGAAUUCUUCUGAGACUUCACUGAAGAAGGAAGAAGUUUUUGGGGAUCAAAUAUCGGAUUCUUCUAACGCUUCAACAAUGAAAGAAGAAACUUCUAAGAAAGAAAGAUCAAAUUCUGAAAACACCUCACCAAUGAAAAAGAAGGCUUGCAAAGACCAAACUUCCAAAAGAUCAUUCGUGGAUUCUUUUCGCGUCAUACUUAUUCUCUCUUAUUGUGCCAUUCAGUUAUUCCUGCCAUACUCGCAUUUCAUUACCAAAGGAUAUAAUAACUGGACAAACGGAGCCUAUGGUUAUUCCUGGGACAUGAUGGUCCAUGCCUAUGAUACGCUAUCAGCUUCUGUGAAGAUUGUAGACAACAAUAAUGGAAGAGUGCAUUAUUUGGAGCCUUAUGCUUUUACGGAAUAUGACAGGUGGACAAAACAUGCCGAUAUGGCGAAGCAGUAUGCGAAAUGCGUAGAACGAAACCUGAUCAAGGAUUUCGAGGAGAAUCCCAAAACUCUUUUGACAUCGAAAAAUUUUUCCAUCUAUUUUGAUAUUUGGUGUUCGAUGAAUGGACGUUUUCAGCAACGAGUUUUUGAUCCUCGCGUUGAUUUACUGAAGGCUAAGUGGUCGCCUUUUGAGCAGACUGAAUGGGUCUUACCUGUCAUUAAGGAAUUAAAUAAUAUGCGUCCAAUCUUAGGAACUAUAACACGCGAUGUUCUGUCAUGGAGUAACCAUUCAGAUUGUUUAUUUAUAGCCGACUAUCCUGGAUUAACGUUGGAGAACUUCAUCUCACCAGAUUUGACGAACGUCACAAUGACUGUGCUCCAAGGUGCAGUUCAUUAUGAAGUGAUUGGUGACGACCAGGAGUCAAGCUGUCCUCUGUCGAUAGGACCUGGACAACGGUUAAAUAUCUCCCCAGGGGAAUUACAUCGAGUAGUAACGGUUAGUAAAACACCUUCCUGCUAUAUGUACACAUUCCUCAACCAAACUAUGGCUGACAUGGGAAUUACGUUGCAUACAUCAACGAACAAGCGAAUCCUUCCCCUGUGGGAAGAAUUUCUACAUCGAGCGCAUAAUUAUAAAUCUUUUUUCUAUCAUGUGGGGAACUCAUUUUUAUUCCUAGUUUAUGGGGUUCCUAUGCCUCUGCGAAUACGUGAACGCAUGUGAAUGCCUUACAGAGGGAGAGGGCUGAAUCGGGUGUGGCAAGUUGACGCUGUGGUCAUCUAGCCUUAAAUGGAUAUAAUCUAUUUAUUUGGGAGUACAAGCCCAGAAACCAUAUAUAUCCUUUAUGUGUCUAGAUAGGUUUCAAAGGAGGGCUGCCUCCGUUAUCAGUUCGGAGACAUGAAAUAAGCACAGUUAUAAGUUACAAAGAAUUCGUUGCACUCAAUUAAUUCAUUUACUCCAACACUUAAUCUGCUUGAUUGACAUUAUCGUAAUUUCGAGUUUCCUAGACUCGAUUGUUGUCUAAUUAUAACGAAUAACUUAUCAAUAAAAUGUCAUAAUUAGUUGCAAAUAAUUCAUUUCAUUUAACUUAAUACAAAACUUUCGAAAAAGGAAUUGUGCGGUUCAGUUGUGGAGCAGUCAAGAAAUGAGAAUUAAUUUUAUUUUUAAAAUUGAACGAUCGUGAUUGCUUUUAAAUUAAGUGUUUGUCUGAUGUACUUAUUGACUUGUUUUUACAUAGGGUAGCCUCAAAAUAUUUAUUGAAUAAAAAUUAUUUUAAAAUGG
Hermetia illucens (black soldier fly) is the source of this 3222-nucleotide messenger RNA. Its product is annotated as vitamin K-dependent gamma-carboxylase. Gene Ontology annotation, biological process: peptidyl-glutamic acid carboxylation. Lineage: Eukaryota; Metazoa; Arthropoda; Insecta; Diptera; Stratiomyidae. Bases 469 to 2664 code for a protein of 731 amino acids. Gene Ontology annotation, molecular function: vitamin binding; gamma-glutamyl carboxylase activity. The record is from RefSeq and is a predicted model, not a curated record. The transcript has 5 exons.